Otolemur garnettii (small-eared galago) is the source of this 2423-nucleotide messenger RNA. RefSeq names its product OTU deubiquitinase 1 (gene OTUD1). NCBI's taxonomy places the organism in Eukaryota, Metazoa, Chordata, Mammalia, Primates, Galagidae. The transcript has a single exon. The annotation marks the transcript as partial. The record is from RefSeq and is a predicted model, not a curated record. Gene Ontology annotation, biological process: protein deubiquitination. Gene Ontology annotation, molecular function: cysteine-type deubiquitinase activity.
UUCGACAUGGUGUCCGGGGCCGCCGCGCCCGCCCCGGCCGCCGCGCCGCCCGGCACGUCCUGCAAGCCGCCGCUGCCGCCGCACUACACGUCCACGGCACAGAUCACCGUGCGGCCCCUGGGCGCCGACAGGCUCCUGCUGCACGGGCCAGAGCAGGGUCCCGCCGCCGCGCCGCCCAGCGCCGCCUCGCGCGGCCGCUGCCUGCUCCUGGCUCCGGCGCCCGCAGCCCCGGUGCCGCCGCGGCGGGGCUCCUCCGCCUGGCUCCUGGAAGAGCUGCUGCGGCCCGACUGCCCCGAGCCCGCGGGCCUGGACACGGCCCGGGAGGGGCCCGACAGAAACUUCCGACUGAGCGAGCACCGCCAGGCGCUGGCCGCCGCUGCCAAGCACCGGGGUCCCGCGCCCUCCCCAGGGAGCCCGGAGCCCGGCCCCGGUCUGUGGGGCGAGGAGCAAUUGCCGGAGAGGAGCCCUCGGAGCUGGGAGAGGGGCGGCGACCACAGCGAUUCUCCGGGUGGGGACCCGGCGUGGCGACCCGACCCGGAGGUGGAGGCACACCCCACGCGGAGCGGCGAGGCCGCCCAGAGCGGCGCGGCCGAGACGGUGGUAGUCUCCAGAUCGGAUUCCAGGGAUGAAAAGCUGGCCUUGUACCUGGCCGAGGUGGAGAGGCAGGACAAGUACCUGCGACAGAGGAAUAAGUACCGGUUCCACAUCAUUCCUGAUGGCAACUGCCUCUACCGAGCUGUCAGCAAGACCGUGUACGGGGACCAGAGCCUGCACCGGGAGCUGCGGGAGCAGACGGUGCACUACAUCGCGGAUCAUCUCGACCACUUUAGCCCCCUGAUUGAGGGCGACGUGGGAGAGUUUAUCAUCGCUGCUGCCCAAGAUGGGGCGUGGGCCGGGUACCCCGAAUUGCUGGCCAUGGGGCAGAUGCUGAAUGUGAAUAUCCACUUAACUACUGGAGGGAGGUUGGAGAGCCCCACAGUGUCUACUAUGAUUCACUAUUUGGGCCCUGAGGAUUCUCUAAGGCCCAGUAUUUGGCUUAGUUGGCUUAGUAAUGGACACUAUGAUGCGGUGUUUGAUCACUGCUAUCCUAACCCGGAGUAUGACAACUGGUGCAAACAAACUCAAGUGCAAAGAAAACGUGAUGAAGAACUUGCUAAAUCCAUGGCCAUAUCCCUUUCCAAAAUGUAUAUUGAACAAAAUGCAUGCUCUUGAAAUGUCCAAAAACCUUAUACACCCUGGGAAAAUUGGCAUACGUAACUUGUGUUUGGAGAAUCACAUGAACUCUAAUCAGGGUAAUAGCACUUUUAAAUUUCCUGGUAGAUUUACUGUAGGUGUAAUGCCUUAAUCAUUUUUUUUUAAUGUUUUCUCAGAGCUGAAGGUUGCUGGGCACCUAAAUGUUUCUUGAUAGUUUUGGGUGAUCCUACUGCUAUUUAUAAUUUGCUGUAUAAAGUGAGCACUAAAUUUGCAAGCUGUUUUCUCACGGUGUAAAUUUGUUCAUUCCUGGUAGUCUAUUUUCUAUAAAAAUGUAUUUUUGCACAUUUUUAAAAAUUGGUGUACCUUCAUCUAUGGUGUGUUCCAUUUUGACAGCUAUUUUGACAGCUUACAAGGCGUAAACCAGAGAAGUGCUUUAUAUGAAGUUUAUUAUUUUGAACAGAGUUUGUGAUUUAGUAGUUACUUUAUGUUGAAAUUUUAAUUUGAUGAUUCUUAGAUAAUUAUUUCAAAUGGAUUUUGAUGCAUUCUUGUUACCAGAUUGGCCCAUUCCAUUUUGAUGAAACAGUUGUUUUGGAAAUCAUUAUUUUUCUAAAAAUUGUCAGCCUUUUAAAGAGGAAAAACUUAGGGAAGGUUGGGACGGUUUUUCUUUUUCCUUUAAGGGGCAGUACCAGGUCAUGAGUGUGAGUCUAUUUGUUGAUGGCAGAGUGAUUAUUCUGUACUCUGGUUGAUGUUUAGAGUAGAUUGUCUGGUGCUCUUAAUUGUUUUUAUUUACAUUUAUCAUUUUGUUAUAAAAGAACCUUAAUAUGGUAUAAGACUUUGAGACAAGAUAAGUCUCCUGCUUUAUAUAGCUUCUUGGAUUCAACUAAGAGAUUUAAAUGCCUAGAAUCGACUUUGGCAGUUAUUUUAUAGCAGGAUAUUACUGUCUGAAUAAUCUUUUAAAAUUCUUUAAAAAGGCAAAAUAAGAUUGCCCUGUAUUAAUGUAAAAAUGUCUGUAAACAGAGCUUGUAUGGUUUGCUGGGUCAAACAGUGUUUCCAACCUAAAAUCUAUCUCAUUGCCACUUGAACUUUUAGUCAUAUUUAUUAAGUAAUGCAGUUUGUACUUUUUUAUUUUGUAACAUUUUGUGAUUUUUUGUACAAAACUGUAUUUGUAUAAUAGAGCAAUUCCCAGCUGAUGGAGUGAAUGAAUAAAAUGCAAAAUUUUACUUUUACAA